Molecule: messenger RNA, 2448 nt
Organism: Benincasa hispida (wax gourd)
Lineage: Eukaryota; Viridiplantae; Streptophyta; Magnoliopsida; Cucurbitales; Cucurbitaceae
Product: TRAF-like superfamily protein
Molecular function (GO): zinc ion binding
Source: RefSeq, a predicted model, not a curated record
UCCGCCAUUAAAAUCUGAAUUUCAAGCUUUUUUUCCCUCUCCCUCUCUCUCUCUCCAUACAGAUUCACAAUUUUCCAACCAAUCUCCGGUUUCAAUCCUUCCUCUCAAUCGUGCAAGAAUUUCUCUGAAGAAGAAGAAGAAGAAGAAGAAGAAGAAGAAGAAGAAGGUUUCCUUUGGCUCGAGGAAAAUGGACGUGGGGUCUGCGAAUGUGGAUCUUCCUACGACGGACAAAGAAAUCAUACCGGAGAAGAUUGAGGAUGAAGAGAUCAAAGAGCCUUUGAUUCAUUGCGAGCUUUGCGAUGCGGAAAUUAUUCAUAAACUUGCUCAGGUUCUCCUUCCUGGAUUAUCCACCGCAUGUGUCGAUAAUACGAGUGGCGAUAUUUUUCGAACCCCUGGUUCAGUGGCUGCCGAUAUGAGGAAAGAAAUGGUGGAUUAUCUUACCAUGAGGAGCGAAACUUGUGUGGCUGAAUCUGUAAUUUUAGAGAAUGCGCCGGAUGCUGAGGUAUCUGAUCAUCCUUAUGAUAUCAUCUCUGAUUUCGUUGAUGAUUUUGCUGCUACGAAGAGAAAUUUGUUUAGUAGAGUUUCAGGAUGGGUUCUAAGUGAGAAAAGAGAGGAUAAGAUAGAUGAUUUUGUUCAAGAAAUGGACAUUAAUGGCUUUUGGCCACUUGAUAGGAGAGAAGCAAUUGCUCAGGUUUUGCUUAAGAAUGUAGAUUUUAAGAGUGAAUUUCAUUGUGAUAAGAAAUUUCACUCUGCAGAAGAACUAGCUGAGCAUGUCGAAAACUGUGGGUUUAGGUCCUUAACUUGCACAAAUGAAGGCUGCACUGCAAGAUUUUGUGCAAGCCACGCAGAACAGCAUGAUUCCAUCUGCCCCUUCAAGAUAAUUUCAUGUGAACAGAAGUGUUCUGCCUUUAUUAUGAGACGUGAAAUGGACCGCCAUUGCAUAACUGUUUGUCCAAUGAAGCUUGUGAACUGCCCCUUCCAUAAUUUGGGUUGUCAAUCCCCUGUUCCUUACUGUAUGAUAGCGCAGCAUUGUUCAGAGAGUUUUGAUUCUCAUUUACUGCACAUUCUUCACUCUAUACACAAGGAAGCCAAUGAAGAGACUCUUAUACAUAGACGGCAACAGCUUGAAGAGGCAUCAUCACUUGACCACCUUAGAGGGCUUCAAAACUUGAGAUUGUUAACCUCAAAAAUCAAAGAAAUGGAAUCGAGGCUAGGACCGUUAGUAGUCAUCUGCAAGGUUGAGGACACGGAAGAAGCAAAGGAUAGCUCUGACGGAAGUGACGAAGAGAAGGAGGCGUCUAAUGCAACUGAAGAUGCCAAGGAUGGCUCUAAUGCAACCAAAGAAAAGGACAUGUCUAAUGGAAAUGAAGAAACAAAGGAUGCCUCUAUUGCAACUGAAGAAAGGAAGGAUGCGUCUACUGCAAUUGAAGAAAGGGAAGUCAUGUCUAGUGCAAUUGAAGAAAUGAAGGACGCUUCUAACGAAAAAGAAGAAGAUAGUGAUGUUUCUAAUGAAAAAGAAGAGAUGAAGGACACUUCUAACAAGAAAGAAGAAGACCGCGAUGAUUCUAAUGAAAAAGAAGAAGCGAAAGAUGCUUCUUCUAAUGAAAAAGAAACAAAAGAAGAAAAAGAAGAAACGAAAGAUGCUUCUAAUGAAAAAGAAGAAACGAAAAAUGCUUCUAAUGAAAAAGAAGAAACGAGAGAUGCGUCGAAUUCAACUGAAGAAACGAAGGAUGCUUCUAAUGCAAAGGAAGAAAUGAAGAAUGGUUCUGAUUCAGAGGAAGAAAUGAAGAAUGGUUCUGAUUCAGAGGAAGAAAUGAAGAAUGAUUCUGAUAUAAAGGAAGAAAAGAAGGAUGAUUCUGAUGUAAAGGAAGAAAAGAAGGAUGAUUCUGAUUCAGAGGAAGAAAAAAAGGAUGGUUCUGAUGCAGCAGAGGAAGAAGUGAAGAAAGAAAUUGAAGAAAGGAAGGAGGAAGAAAGGAAGGAUGCUUCAAAUGUAGUAAGAAAUGAUCCAGAUGAAGCUGAAAGAUAAAAAAUAAAAAGAAAAAAAAGUUGACACACCAUUUGAGAAAUCUCUUACAUUUACAGAAACCCUUAGCUUUGGUGAAGAAAAUCCAACUACAGAAUGCUUCCUUUCCAUCAUAUCAUGGUUAGUUUCCCUUUCUUCAACCAAAGCAAAGGGGUCCCUCAUUUUUUUCUACUUUUUAUUCAUUCUUAUACAUUAUGAUUCAUUUCCCAAAUGCAAAAUUGUAAACUACUUUCAUUCUACAUCAUAUAAACCAUAUGAUGUUCUUCUGAAUCUGCUUUCAAUUUUGACUCUUUUGAGUGGGAUACAAAUUCACCGACAUGAAUAUAGCUCAAAUGAUUAAGACGUUGAAGACAUUCGAGAAAAGGUCAGCAUUUGUUAUUAAUUACAAAACAACUAUCAAUGAAACUGAUUGUUCUUUUUUUUUC